Talpa occidentalis (Iberian mole) is the source of this 2127-nucleotide messenger RNA. RefSeq names its product translocase of inner mitochondrial membrane 13 (gene TIMM13). The transcript has 3 exons. Bases 57 to 344 code for a protein of 95 amino acids. Lineage: Eukaryota; Metazoa; Chordata; Mammalia; Eulipotyphla; Talpidae. The record is from RefSeq and is a predicted model, not a curated record.
UUCCGGCCGGUACGGCUCGGCGCGUGCGGCCUCGGUCCGGUUGACUUUGCGGAGCCAUGGAGGGCGGCUUUGGCUCGGAUUUCGGGGGCUCCGGGGGCGGCAAGCUGGACCCGGGGCUCAUCAUGGAGCAGGUGAAGGUGCAGAUCGCCGUGGCCAAUGCGCAGGAGCUGCUGCAGAGGAUGACGGACAAGUGCUUCCGGAAGUGCAUCGGGAAGCCGGGCGGCGCGCUGGACAAUUCGGAGCAGAAGUGCAUCGCCAUGUGCAUGGACCGCUACAUGGACGCCUGGAACACCGUGUCCCGCGCCUACAACUCCAGGCUGCAGCGGGAGCGAGCCAACAUGUGACCGCGGGAGCGCCUCCAGCAGUUGCCCCCACCCCACACCCCCGUUUCAUCUCCAUAAAUGUCUGUUGUGAGGCGAGGACCAGCGUGUGCCCUUGGUGUGCCCUACUGCUGGGACAGUUGUGAUUCAGCCGGCCGCCCAAACCUGCCAGCCAGCGUAGCUUGGGUCUUGGGAGGCCCUGGAACUUUCAAAAGUGCUAGCUGCCUGGCAGGACCUCCCCUGGUGUGCCCAGGUCAACCUCGGACCCUGGGUAUUGAAUGGGUGAGGGACGGGGGACUGUGCUCAUACCCCACCAGGGCUGUGAAGUCCUGGGGCAAAUAAAUUAUGGAGGACAGGUGGGCAGCGGAACCCUGCGUGUCUUCCCUGCAGGGGGUAUCUGGGAAGAGGUGUCCUUUGAAUCUGGGUUCAUCUGACUGAGCCUCUUCCGCCCCUCAUCCUCUGCCCAGCUCUGGACCCCUGGCGUAGGUGGUCCUCUCUCUGACAUGGAGGUACAGAGCCAGCGUGUGAGGAACCAGGGGCUGUGUUUAUUGCAACAAAAUAUUCAGUAAACCAUUUGCAGCCCCAUGUCCCACCCGCCACCUGAACUCCCCCUCUGGGACUGGCCGCGGCUCCUGCUGCCUUUGCAUCUCUGGUCCUGAGUCUGGGCGGCCACGUGGUGGUCAUUCCUGGAUGUUCUGCCCAAUCCAGCCCCGCACAGCAGCCACCCGGGUAUAGACACCAGGGAAAUGAGGCCGGCCGCAGCCAUAACCCCAGCUGGUGACCCCGGUUAGCACCCACCGGCCAGAAGGCUCCCUACAGGCCAGGGGCCCCCCGGCAUCACCCUGAGAGGAGAGAGGAAAGGCUCUUAGAGUAGGCCAGCGACUCCCCCACAGCAGUCUGGGACCAGGGAGUGUUGCCCGGGGUUCCCCCGGCUGGCAGACAUGGACGCCAGCCAGCGGGCCCCUGACCAAAGAGGGCUCGCUGCAGCCACUGCUUGCUGUGUCGUAUCCCCUCGAGAGGCCAGAAGAGACUGCACUGGGGGAAACCCAGGGUGGGUGCCCAAUAAAUGGUUAUCUGUACAGUGAAUUUCCCUCCAAGGCUUAAACGGUGAGCUGCUUGAUUCACCUGGAGAAGCUGGCACCGAGGACAGGGCCCAGCUGAGGGCUUUGGAGCAGGGAACCUCGCCCUCCCAGGGUGGCCUGAUCAAACCCAUUUCAUUUGCCAAGUGCGCCUCCAGACCCCGGCCUUGGAAGGGCAGGGUAGGGUCUCACCGAGCAGCUGUCCACGCCGCCGAGCGGGAAGCCUGCACACAGCAUGCGGCUGCUGAUCUGCACCGGGUAGAAGCGACGGCAGGUCUGCUCGCUGAGGAGGCGCACGGCGGCCUUCUGCAGCUGCCGCGCCAUUGAGCCUGCGGAGGAGACGGGCAAGCUGAGAUGUGUGCCCUGCAGAACCCCCUGGAUGAUCUCCCCACCUCUCCUGGAGGCCCUUCCUCAUGCCCCUGGGUCCCCACCCCAGGGUGCCCCGGCCCUGCUGCACCUACCUCCCUCUCUCACUGAGCCCCAGCCUGUGAUGACGCAGCGUGUGCCAUCGGGGGGCCGAGGUACCGGUUCUGGCAGGCAGAUGGGCCGCACCAGGCUGCUGCGGCGCACCGGCCCUGCCAGCUCUAGCAGCGCCACAUCGUAGUCCAGCGUGUAGAGGUUGUAGAAGGGGUGCUUGUAGAUGCCCGCCACGCGCUCCAGCUGCCCGUCUGUGCCGCUUAGGAACGGCGUGCCCAGGAAAGCCACCCACUGCUUGGGGUCCCCAUAGC